AUGACUUCCACACAACUUCGAACUACACACAGUGAACAACAAAGGAAAGACUUGGCUCCGAUAACGUCUCCAUCCAUGGCCACCAUCACAUCAGUAUCACCCUCCUAUGGCAUCCUAUCUAUGGAUCUAUUAAUUUCUCACAUAUUUCCUAAUUUCAGUUGGAAUUGGCUUUUUGCUGUUGCAAGACUUGUCUCUAGAGAAUGGAACAAGAUCAUCACAUCACCUGAUAUCGAUAUUUGUAUUGAAAGUAUAUUGACCAUCAAUAGUUUUACAAUGAGUGACAAGAACAGAAUAAUAUUCAUACGACAAUGUAUGAACAACAAAUUUGGAUCAGUGACCGGAAUAGUUUUAAAAGGAUUGGAAAUUUCAUUCUUUGAAGAAACAGCAAUGAAAGUUCAUUCCCAAUUCAAAAAUCAACCCUUUAAUUUAUUUUCAUAUUUUCCAAAAUUGCAGAGAGUUUUAGUUGAAUCCAUUUAUUCUUUUGAAAAGGUGUUGCCUUACAUGGCAAAAGGGAAUUUACAAUAUUUGAAAAAGUUUGAAAUCUAUUCGAACACCAUGCACGAUACAGACAUGCAAGAAUUCAAAAGCAUUAAUUUACAAUCCUUUCAAUCGUUGACAAUGGUUCGAUGUCAUAUUAACGACGGAGUAUGUGAUCAGUUAUUGAAAAACAAUUUCUCAAGUUUAACAGAGCUAAAUCUCUAUGGAAAUGCCGUGAAACACGAUGCGUGUCACAAAAUAUCAGAAUUGAGCAAUUUAACCAUGUUAAAUCUAUGUCACAACGACAUUGGACCUCCUGGAUGUCUGCACCUUUCUAAAAUGACCAAUCUGCGUAAAUUGUUUUUGAAAGGUUGUUCCAUUUCCAAUCAAGGUUGUGAGUAUUUGAGUCAAAUGACAGAACCAACAAGUCUCACUGAAUUAGAUGUAUCCAGCAACAAUAUUGAUAAGAAUGGUUGCAAACAUCUCAAAUGCUUUAAAAAUUUGCUAAUACUCGACAUUUCAAACAACACCAUUGGAGGAGAGGGACUUGCAUUGCUUUUCGAGCAUGAAUCACUUCCAAGGUUGACCGAUUUAGAUAUUUCUAGAUGUGAAAUUUCGAAUGAUCUAGAGUCAUUUGUAACACAUGCUCCUCGACAUAUAGUUCGAUUGAAUCUUGCAUCCAAUACACUUCGAGAAAUUGCUCCUCUCUGUGAUGAAAAGUUUUCCCAUCUUUCCCACUUGAAUUUAUGUGUGAAUCAAUUAUCAGGAAGUGCAUGUAGAGAUAUUGCCGAGUGCAAAUACUUUUCAAAAUUGACAUUCCUAGAUUUGACCUUUAAUCAAAUUCAGGCCUCAGGCUGUGGCGUACUAUCGAACAAAAAUCUUUCCAACCUCAAAACCUUAACUCUAGCUCAUAAUACCAUCACUGGAGAAGGAUUGAAAAAUCUAUCGAACGGUACUUUGUCAAGUCUUGAAACACUUAUACUUUCUAGUAAUUCGAUUGGAGAUGAAGGCUGUCAAUUUCUAGCGAAUGGUGUUUUUCCCUCCCUCACUGAUUUAUCUUUAUCUCACAAUGCAAUUACUGAGAAUGGAUGUUUGUGUUUUCAGAGAGGAACGAACAAUUUUCCUCGACUCAAGUGCAUCACACUUUCAGGCAAUGAAAUCAAUGAUAACGGAUGUAAAUAUCUUGCAGAAACAAAUCAAUGGAAGAGGACUGAAAUAGAUGUUAUCAUUAGUGGAAACCAAAUCAGUGGGAAGGGUCACGAAUAUUUGUGCAAGGCUAAUUAUGCAAAAGUAUAUACAGGAAUUUCCACAGUUAAAGACGUUUAUUCAAGAAAGUCAGGCUGUUUGCAAAUGUAA
Messenger RNA from Naegleria lovaniensis, 1833 nucleotides. RefSeq lists its product as uncharacterized. Lineage: Eukaryota; Heterolobosea; Eutetramitea; Acrasida; Naegleriidae. The transcript has a single exon. Gene Ontology annotation, cellular component: cytosol; nucleus; perinuclear region of cytoplasm. The coding region runs from base 1 to 1833 and encodes 610 amino acids. Gene Ontology annotation, biological process: nucleocytoplasmic transport; activation of GTPase activity. The record is from RefSeq and is a predicted model, not a curated record. Gene Ontology annotation, molecular function: small GTPase binding; GTPase activator activity.